UUUGUAUAACUAUGGUUAAGAUUUGAGAUUGAUUUAAGAUUUAAACUAUUUAAUUAGAAAAAAGUGAAACAUGUUUAUUUUCUAUACUUCAGUGAUCACACUGGUUUAAACUAGAAUUUUCUUAGUAUUAACUCUUGCAUUGAAAUCUACUCACUAGUUAUUUUCACUCUUUUUAUUGGAUAUUUAAAUUUUCUUUGUUGAAAGAUUUUAUUUAUAUUAUAAGUCUAUAACUAAGCUUUUAUCUUUAAUUUUUGAAUUGGAUGUUAUGUUGAAAUUUAUAUAAAAUGUCUGCUUUGAAACACUUUGUGUUUCCCGAUCAUGCACCAAAUUCUGGGACUGUGAAGGCAAAGUGCAAAUAUUGUCCAACAUACAUCUCUGGCAAUGCCAAAACAACAUCAAACUUUGUGACACAUUUAAAGAGAAAGCACAGAGACAUUUUCAUUCAAAGUAAAUCUGAGGAUGGUACACAAAUAUCGCAAACAAAUAUAAGCAACUUUACAAAAUCUACAUCAGUUUCAAAAUACUCUGCCAAUGAUGCUUCUCAAAUGCAGAUUACAGAUGCUUUGGUUUCAUUUGUAGCUGGAAAUUUAACACCACUCUCAGUUGUAGAGAGUCACGAAUUCAAGACCUUUGUCGAAUCAUUGAAUCCAAAAUAUCAACUUCCUAGCAGGAAACAUCUUUCUACCAAACUAUUACAUCAGAAAGCAAGCAAUAUUCAAUCAAAUAUAAAGGAAAAAUUACGCUCAGCAGAAAGUGUGUGUCUGACUAUCGAUUUAUGGUCUAAUCGUCAGAUGAAGGGAUUCUUAGGAAUCACAGGUCAUUUCAUACUUGAUUGGUGCAUUAUCAAACAGUACAAGUAUCACUUUACUUAA
Mytilus trossulus (common blue mussel) is the source of this 872-nucleotide messenger RNA. RefSeq names its product E3 SUMO-protein ligase ZBED1-like. Gene Ontology annotation, molecular function: DNA binding. Gene Ontology annotation, biological process: regulation of transcription by RNA polymerase II. Gene Ontology annotation, cellular component: nucleus. The transcript has 2 exons. The record is from RefSeq and is a predicted model, not a curated record. Bases 285 to 872 code for a protein of 195 amino acids. NCBI's taxonomy places the organism in Eukaryota, Metazoa, Mollusca, Bivalvia, Mytilida, Mytilidae.